This is a messenger RNA of Bactrocera tryoni, 924 nucleotides long. Its product is annotated as enoyl-CoA delta isomerase 2-like. The transcript has a single exon. Bases 30 to 905 code for a protein of 291 amino acids. Lineage: Eukaryota; Metazoa; Arthropoda; Insecta; Diptera; Tephritidae. The record is from RefSeq and is a predicted model, not a curated record.
GCCUAUUUAGUUUUGAUUAAGCCUUCGCGAUGAGUGCAACCAAGAACGGAAUUGAGAUCAGUGUCGCAACCACAACCGCAGUCACGCCCACCAAGCCCAAGCCCUGCGGUUACAGCGAAUUGGACGUAGAACAGCGCGGUCCCAUUUUCGUCAUCACGUUCAAGCGCAGCGCAGUGCGUAACGCGCUCACGCGUCGCGGCUACUACGAAUUGAUACGCGCGCUCGCCGAUGCCACAUACAGUGAAACGAUCACCACUGUCGUUUUAACGGGCGCUGCCGGUAAUUUUUCAGCCGGCAAUGACCUUACACAACUGCGCCAGUACAGGGAUCCACAAGCCUUCUUGCACUCCUCCGAGUACGUGCUGCGCUUGCUGAUUAAAGCGUUCAUUUACUGUCCGAAAGUUUUGGUGGCGCUCGUCGAUGGCGCAUGUAUUGGUAUUGGUUUUGUAAUCGCUGCGCUUUGUGAUGUUGUCUACUGCACGGAACGCGCCUACUUUCAGGCACCUUUUACACAGUUCGGCAUCUGUCCGGAGGGUUGUCUUACCUACUUAUUGCCGCAAUUGUUGGGGCGCGUUAAAGCCGCGGAGCUAUUGCUGUUUGGUACGCGUUUGAGCGCGGAAGAGGCGUUGUGUUACAAUUUUGUAGCGCGCAUAAUACAAGCAACGGAUAUAGCGCAGCAAUUUUGGCCGCAGUUGGAGGAGUACGCACGCUUGCCGUUGGAGUCGCUGCGCGCCACAAAGCGUCUGCUAAGUGAAGCGGAGCGUACGCAAUUGUUGGACGCAUUGAAGGCAGAAUGUGGUGAAUUGAAGAGCUUGCGUUUGGGCGAGACAUAUCAAAGAGCGAUUGAGGCAUUUGUAAACCGCAAAGGGCGGGAGGAUGGCGUGUUGAGUAAGAAUAAAUUGUGAAGAAAUAUUUAAACGAAAA